GUAACGUGCUAUGCUACAGGUGACUCCUUGCGUUUUUCCAAGGUGGUGCAGGUGCUUGGUGCUUUGGCCUCUGUUCUGACCACCAUCUCUUUCAUCUGUAUGGAGUUUGGAUGCUCCAUCUCCAUGACGACGCCCAUUUGGUGUGGAGUGUUUUAUUUGGCCACUGGGGGGCUCUCCAUUCACGUGCAGAGGAAGCCAAACAGACUGAAAGUCUCCACACUCAUGGGUCUGAACAUCUUCAGUCUCCUGUUGGGACUGCUCUCUAUUCUCACCUACAGCCUCCACAUCGCCAAAGAAGACAUUCUACUCAGCAAGGCACAGAGGGUGGGUGCGUAUGUGACAAAGGGAAGUUCGAUGUUCUUCAUGGUGAUGUGUCUGCUGGCCUCUGUCUACACCCUGCUCCUCAUAUGGAGGGGUCUCUCCCACAACAGCACCCCCUACAGGCAAACAUACAGCGCCCUGUCACAGGGUGGGGAGGAGCAGUCGGACCUCCUGCUGACUGAGGACAGCCUCUGACCCCCUGCCUCUCCUUCUCCCUCCUCCCUCUCCCCCCCCUCCCUCUCUCCUACUCCCUCCUCCCUCCUGCCCCUCCCAUCUGGACUCACAUGUAAAAGGAUGGACGUCUUCUGCACCUGCUGUCAUCAGACAUCUCACCGGUGUCUGGAAUGUUCUGCUCACAGAUCAGCAUGCUGAACACACUGCCCUGCUCAUGUUACCCCACCCUCUUACACUCGGGCCUAAGCACAGGGAUCCAGU
Conger conger (European conger) is the source of this 756-nucleotide messenger RNA. RefSeq lists its product as uncharacterized. Lineage: Eukaryota; Metazoa; Chordata; Actinopteri; Anguilliformes; Congridae. The annotation marks the transcript as partial. The record is from RefSeq and is a predicted model, not a curated record. The transcript is spliced from 5 exons. Gene Ontology annotation, cellular component: membrane.